Arabidopsis arenosa is the source of this 2706-nucleotide messenger RNA. The record is from the annotation of a GenBank genome assembly. Lineage: Eukaryota; Viridiplantae; Streptophyta; Magnoliopsida; Brassicales; Brassicaceae.
GAAUCAUAUACAUUACUCUCAAAACCUAACUUUUUUUUUGUCUGGGUUGUUCAAAACAUGAUUUUUAAGUAGCUAAAUCCAUGGAUCCUCUAUAAUCAUGUUUCCUGCGUUUGAUUAUGCAGCUUGAAGAUGGAGAAGAAUCAACAUAAGCAGGAAUUUCUAGCUGAGACCUCAGAGAUGAACAACAACGACUGUUCUGAACAAGAACAACCACAACAACGAUUUGUGUGGCCAUGGGUUGGUCUUGUAGCCAACAUACCAACGGAGCUUGAACAAUCUGGUAGGAGAGUAGGCAAAAGCGGUUCUACGUUACGUGAUGAGUUCACUCUGAAAGGGUUUAAUCCUACAAGAGUCCAACCCAUUUGGAAUUUCAAGGGACAUUCUGGUUUUGCUUUGGUUGAAUUCACUAAAGAUUUCCAUGGAUUCGAAAGCGCCAUGAAAUUUGAAAGGAGUUUUCAAUCUGACCGUCAUGGGAAGAGAGAUUGGGAAAAAGGUAUUCGCUUGAGAGAUAAUAAGCUUUAUGGAUGGGUUGCGAGAGAGGAUGAUUAUAAUCGAAGUGAUAUUGUUGGGAAGAAUGUCAAGAAGAAGAGAGAUUUGAAAAGUAUCGCGCAGAUUUUGGAAGAAGACGAGAGGAAAAUGGUUCAUUUAGUUGAGAAUAUGUCUCAAUCGAUUGAGAUGAAUAAGCAAUGUAAACAAGAGCUUGAACAGAAAGUUGAUGAGACCUCUCGUUUCCUAGAGAGUUUGGAAUUGCAUAACGUUCUGUUAAACAAAACCUACCAAGAAGGGAUUGAGAAGAUGCAGAUGAAUAUGGAAGAGUUGUAUCAACAGGUUCUGGGUGGACAUGAAAAGUCUUUGGCAGAACUGGAGGCAAAGAGGGAGAAGCUGGACGAGCGUGCAAGACUUAUCGAGCAGCGGGCAAUCAUAAACGAAGAAGAGAUGGAAAAGUCCAGACUUGAAAGAGAAAUGAAUCAAAAGGCUAUGUGGGAGCAGAAUGAAGCGAAUGAGGAUGCUAUGAAACUUGCGGAAAAGCACCAGGCAAGUAGUUCUUUAGAGAAGGAGAAGCUUCAUAAAAGGAUAAUGGAAAUGGAAGCAAAGCUAAAUGAAACGCAAGAGCUGGAGUUGGAGAUAGAGAAGCUGAAAGGUACUACCAAUGUAAUGAAACAUAUGGUGGGGAGUGAUGGAGAUGAAGAUAUUGUGAAGAAGAUGGCCAAAACUCAGAUAGAGCUUGAUGCUCGAGAAACGGCUCUCCAUGAAAAAAUGAUGACUCUGUCACAAAAAGAACGUAUGACCAACGAUGAGUAUCACGAUGCUCGUAAAGAGAUGAUUCAGGUUUGGAAUGCAAAUGAAGAAUUGAUGAAGCAAGAGAAGAUUAGAGUGAAGAGAAUGGGGCAAUUAAACCCUGAACCCUUCUUGCCUGCAGUGAUGAAGAAACAUAAAGUUACACAAUCAAGAGCAGAGAUUAAGGCUAUGCAGCUGUGUUCAGUGUGGGAAGCAAACAUAGGAGAUGUGCAAUGGACCCCAUUUAGAAUCGAUGAGUCUGAUGGAAUAGCAAAGAGAGUGGUGGAUAAAAACGACGAGAAGCUUCGUAAGCUGAAGGAACAAUACGGUGAAGAAGUUUACAAUGAAGUUGUUAGAGCAAAACUAGAGAUUGAGGAACAUAACGCUAGUGGGAGCUAUGUGAUAGUAGAGCUUUGGAACUAUGCGGAGAACCGAAAAGCGAAGAUGGAGGAAGCUGCAGAUAUAAUGUUGAAGAUAAGGUUGAUUAAUCGAGCUGGAGUUCCUUUCUCUGUACGAAUCUCUUCCAGAACCAGAGCUCUCCACGGUGGUGGUUUAACCGCACCUACCUCUCGUGAGGAAGGUCCUUCUUGUAUAUUCGUUGGACCGAUUGAUUCUGCUCGCAAAGAAACUUUAGAAGCUCUUUAUCGCCAGGCUAAGGAUGCGUAUUACAAUGGCAAGCCUUUGAUAGUUGAUGAUAUGUUUGACAGAGUUGAGCUAAAGCUUCGGUGGUAUGGUUCAAAAUCUGUUGUCAAGUACCCUCGGUGUAGUCUACUGAGACAGUCAACUUAUGCUGAUGCAGAGGAUGAUGCAUCACAAGUUCUUCUGUUAGCUACCAUAUGGAUCUUGAUUUUCUUAUUUGGUAGCUCGGCAUGUGCUUUACCCACGAUCUAUGGCCUCAGCUUAGUUUAUGGAGGAGAUCCGUUCGACUCAGGGCUUGUUUAUAGCGGUCAGUUGUCAUCUUCUGUGCCUCUUUUGUCAAAGUUUAACGGCAUCCUCCUCGCCGUGCUAGGACCUGCUUUUGGAUAUCCAAUUGCAUCUUCUGCAGUAAGAGUACUUAAAGGGUUAUGGAGAAAUGACUUAACGGCUCUAAAAGGAGACUGCCCGAAUUGCGGGGAAGAGGUUUUCGCAUUUGUGAGAUCCGAUCAAUCAAACCGAUCAGCUCACAAAGCUGACUGUCAUGUCUGUGAGUGCACACUGGAGUUCCGUACCAAAGUAGAGAAAUCUGCAUCACGAUUGGGUAGAAAAUGGGUUUACGGCAGGAUAUACCUUGUUUCACGGCCAAGGAGAGAUCGGCGUUCCAAGUUUACAUAAUUCUGACAAAAGAAGAAAUAUUUUUUUGGGGAUGGUUUCUACUCAAUUGUGUAUUGUAAAAAGGAUACUAGAAAGCUUUUGUAACAUUCAAAGGAUUCAUAAAAUUGUUACUAUAAA